Messenger RNA from Xiphophorus hellerii (green swordtail), 2634 nucleotides. It is a transcript of the gene rnf215, whose product is annotated as ring finger protein 215. The transcript is spliced from 10 exons. The record is from RefSeq and is a predicted model, not a curated record. Bases 99 to 1238 code for a protein of 379 amino acids. Lineage: Eukaryota; Metazoa; Chordata; Actinopteri; Cyprinodontiformes; Poeciliidae.
CGGAAGUUUCUGGUUUUUCCUGUUUACAUCCAGGAGCCUGCGAGCUAACAGCCUAAAAUAAUCGGCUGCAGAAUUUCUAACAAAAUGCCUGACAGUUGAUGAGUUUUGUGUGUUUAUUGUUGCUUCCUGCAGGGUUUUUGGGGGGGACCAUGGCUUCAGCUCGCCCGUGUUGUCUCUGUUUACCCUCGCCGGUUGUUCUGCUGCUGCUGCUGCGGUGGCCCGGGCUGCUGGUGGCCGCGAAGCAGGUCGCUUUGGUGGAGGUUUUUCUGGAGCACCAGCCCGCUGUUAGCACUCUGCUCCAGGGGGAGGUGGUGUCAAGCCGAGGUAGCAAGAGCUCAGAGACCCGGAACGAGGAGCAGGAGGGGAACCUGGUGUUGGUUGGAGAUGACGCAACGCAGCCGAGCGAAGAAAGAGACGGGGAAAAUGGCGACUGGCAGGAGCCGUGGAUCGGCGUUGUGCCGGUGGAGAUGGACGACAGCAAAGCCUCCACUGGGAACCAGGAGUCUUUUGCUGAUGCAAUGGUUAACAAAAUGAAGCGGGCGUUGGUCCUGGGAGCGUCAGCGCUGAUCAUCCUGGCUCUGAACCAAAACACAGCCAGCGAGAUGGAUUUGUCUCAGGUUCUGCUGUCCAAGCCCAUCAUUGUGAUCCAAACGUCAGAGAACGUGACCAAGCUGAUUGGAGCUCUGCUGAGGGGUCUUCGGGCGACGGCUAAAAUCACAUAUGAGACGAUCCUACAGGACAACUUGGGCGCCACGCUGACCCUGUGGUCCAGCUGUGGCCGGUCCAGAGGCGGCCUGUACGGAGAGUGGCAGGGGGUCAUCUGCACCGGCGAGAGCAACUCUCAGGUCCAGAAGUACCUGCAGCAGCUGUGGGACACCGUCCUGCUGGUGGCGCUGAUCCUCUGCACAGGCGUCAUCGUUCAGGCCCGCUGGCAGUACCAGGACCGCCAGCUCAACGACAACCUAGAGCUUCUUCCCAAGCAGGACGUUCUGAAGAAAAUGUCGUCGCUGAAAACCAAAACGUAUCGUCGGCCCAAACCCUGGUGCGACCCGUCCCAGCAGACCGAGACGGAGAACUGCGCCGUCUGUCUGGAACCGUUCAACAACAACCAGUGUCUGCGGGUGCUGCCGUGUCUCCAUGAGUACCACAGGGAUUGCAUCGACCCCUGGCUGUUGCUGCAGCACACCUGCCCUCUGUGCAAACGCAGCAUCCUCGGCGCCGUCCGCAGAGACAGCUAGCAGCCGCUGCUCCGCCUGGACCUCGUCCCGACUCCUCCGCCCUCCCUGGGAGCGGAUCUGGACUCCAGGCGGCAGAAACUCUGCGUUAUGGAUCCCUGCUGAGCUCUUCCUGGGACGUUUGUUACAUUAAAUAUGUGGGAACUCUGCAGCUGAAGUCGGCCGCUGAAAUGUUUUGACGUGUAAAAACUAUUUAUUCGCUCCAUGGACGACGACUUCUACUUCCUCUUCCACAUGCAGUUCACUUUAGCUCCUGAAUGAUGUCAGUAACAAACAUGUUCAUCUGAUUUAUUUCCUGCUAAAAUCACUUUUGUGCUUCUUGUUUGAAAAAUUAGCAGGUUUUUUUCCAGGGUGAAAAGAUUAUUUAGCUUUCAAAAUGAUCCGUACAGAAUACCUAAAUAUAAACGACGGUGGUGUGGAAAAGUGUUUGUCCUCUUCCUCAUUUAGUAUUUUUUGCAUGUUUAUCACAGUUCAGUGUUUCAGGACAUCAAACCAAUUUAAAUAUUUAUAAAUGAAGGCAUUAGAAAUUCAAAUGUUGAUUUGGAUUUAUUUCUAAUGAUGUCUGGACUGUGUGAAAAAUGUUGGUCCAAAUUUUGGUCUAAAUUUAAACAGAAUCUCGUAUUUAAAAACCACUAAAGCUGUUUGUUUAUAAUCCUUCCACCCUGGAAAACGAAGAUCCAAACUGACCUGACGAGAGUUAAAGUGCUGUGCAAAAGUCUUUAAAAAAUAAUUUUAUUGUGAAAGUAUAUUUAAGUGUAGUUUAUAAAGAUUUUAUAGUUAUUCUCUUAACUUUGGCUCCUUUUUCCAAAUCUUAUCUCUUAUCUCCUAUCUCUCUUUGUCAUUAAAUUUAAGGAAUUUACAGCUUAUUUACAACUAUAUUUUAUUACAUUUUAGGAACUAAAAUGUUUAUUUUGUUAUUUAAGAAACUGAAUUAUUUAUUUGCACCUUUUAAUGUAUUUUUAAUAUUUUAUAAAAUAAGCUUUAGUGAUUAAAUGAAAUAUCAACAGAAAGUGCCAAUUUCUUUUCAUCCGAUUUAAAUGAUGGUUGGCUGCAGCUCUAGUAAAUUUAUGCCUGUAAUCAUGUAGAUUUUACUUUUUUUUUUAACAGCAAAUUUAGAUAUUUUUUGACAUCAUAGAAAAUCCAUGUGAAAUUAAUCUAAAAUUUCUGAGUUUUUCUUAUUUUUGGCAUGAAUUUACUCCUCUAAUGGCACCAACACUGUCAUACAAUCAGACCAACAGUCGAUGUUUGAGUGGAAAUAAAACCUUUUGGGUUUAACCAAAACAAAUCACAGAUGUAGGUCAAAGAAGGUCGCCUCCUAAAAGCUGAAGACUUUUGCACAACACUGUAAAAAAAAAAAGGAAAGUGCACAAUGAGGAGAAAUUAGUGUUAGGACGUCAUG